Symbiodinium sp. CCMP2592 is the source of this 1095-nucleotide messenger RNA. The record is from the annotation of a GenBank genome assembly. Lineage: Eukaryota; Dinophyceae; Suessiales; Symbiodiniaceae.
AUGCUUCAAGUCACCCUCGUUUCUGGGCAAGAGGUUGCCUGCUUCGAUGCUGAGAGCAUCAACGCCUUUUUCAGCUCAGGCAACACCUUGAGAUCGCUGAAGCAGCACCUGCAGGAGAUUGUGGGAGUCCCCUCGUUUCGCCAGCAGCUUGUGUGCGAAGGGCAAGUAUUGUGCGAGGGUGGAGAUUUUCCACGUACGGACGGCUCUCAAGGUGCCGCACAUGUGCAGCUGGUUCUUGUACCAACGUGCACGGCGUUUACAGAGGAGUUGAUGUCUGCUGUUGACCAGGAGGACGAGGCAACUGUACGUGUUUUGCUUGGUAAACCUCAGGAUCCAGAUGAAGCAGAUUCAUGUGGAAGAACGGCUUUGUUCCUGGCUGCUUGUAACGGAUAUGACGGCAUAAUCAAGCUGAUUCUGGAAGCUGGAGCAGACGUGAAUAAGACCAUUAAUGACAGAGGGGAAUCGCCCCCCUUGCUGGCCGCUGCACAGAGAGGUCAUCUGGAAGCUGCCCGUUUGCUUGUCUGCGCUGGGGCUGAUAAAGAGAAAGGCAAUAUUUGGGGAACAUCACCCCUGCUGGCAGCCUGCGAAAACGGGCAUCUGGAGGUUGUGCGCUUGUUGGUUGAAGCAGGUGCUGAGAAGGACAAGCCCGACAUGUAUGGAACAUCUCCCUGCUCAGCUGCGGCAGCAGAAGGAAAGCUGGGUGUGCUUGAGCUGUUGAUACAGCGCCGGGCCGACAUCGAUAAGGCUAAUUCUUGGCAAGCGGUGCCUUUGCAGAUUGCUGCUGAGAAAGGGCAUUGUGAAGUCGUUGCCAAGUUGAUUGAAGCGGGGUCGUGCAUGGACGAAGCCGAUCAGCACGGAAGGUCUCCCUUGUUCUGUGCAUGUGAGGCAGGGCACCUGGAUGUAGCACGUGUGUUGGUUAAUGCAGGUGCAGACAAGGAUAAGUCAAGCAAGACUGGACUUUCGCCGCUGUCCGUAGCUUCCGAGGAAGGCCAUCUUGAAGUCGUGCGUUUUCUUAUUCAAGCAGGGGCCGAUAAGGAGAAGGCCAAAAUUCGCGCACGUCAUCUGUAUUGGCUUCUGAUGGGCAAAGCCGGAUGA